Molecule: messenger RNA, 5430 nt
Organism: Scaptodrosophila lebanonensis
Lineage: Eukaryota; Metazoa; Arthropoda; Insecta; Diptera; Drosophilidae
Product: chaoptin
Exons: 9
Coding region: 1-5430 (1809 amino acids)
Cellular component (GO): extracellular matrix
Molecular function (GO): protein binding
Source: RefSeq, a predicted model, not a curated record
AUGAGCAGCGUCGCCAGCAGCGGCGGCGGUCGCACUAAUGCCAAAAGCAAUGCUCGUGAAUUGCUCUACGAACUGAGUGGCAACUCUGGAGGCGGUGGUGGGGGUGGUAGUGGUAGUGUUGUCGUUGUUGGCAAUGCAGUUUCUGGUUUGGCCAGCGGCAGCGGCGGCAGCGGCGGCGGCGGCGGAGGAGCUGCAGGCAUCGAGUGUCCCAGCUUUGAUGAUAGCUCGGCCUGUCCUUGCUACAAAUUCGAGGAUGGCCUCUUUCUGGAGUGUCCCGGGACCACAGCCCUCUCGCUGCGCUCCACACUUGAACGCAUCUCGGCCCCGAUACACUCGCUUUCCAUAUACGAUUUCGAUCGCUCGGUCACGUCAUUAUCGCAUGACGUCUUCCAGCCGGGCGUGCACAUUCGCCACUUGCAGUUCUCUCACUCGCAUCUGGAGGCGCUCAAGGACAACAGUUUGCGCAACGUCGGCAACACUCUCGAGUCGCUCAGCAUCGUUAAUGGCAAAUUGACGCAGCUGCCAUCACGUGCUUUGGGGUCCCUGAAAAAACUGACCGCCCUGGAUUUUGAUUACAACGAAAUUGUGCGCAUCGAUGAUUAUAGCUUCUAUGGUUUGCGAUUGUCGAAGCUCAAUAUAAAGGGGAAUAGUAUUCAGAGCAUUCCGCAGCAUGGAUUUACUGGCCUGGAGGAGUCCAUACAGGAGAUCGAUUUGUCCGAGAACGGACUUCGUACAUUUCCGAUGAUGGCGUUACGUAAAUUGGGUCAUUUGCGCAUUUUACGCCUCUCCAACAAUAAGAUCUCCACAUUCUAUGGCGACAUUCAGCUGGCCACCAAUAAUGCCUCGGCGGCGGCAGCAGCAGCAGCGGCUCUGCAGUUACCCUCGCUUAUAUUUCUCGAUCUCAGCUCGAAUCAGUUUAGUGAGAUCGUGCACGAUUGCUUUCGGGCAUUUCCGCAGCUAAAGACGCUCUCCUUCUACUCGAACCAAAUCGAACUGGUGCAGCCAGAGGCCUUCAAGAGCCUGAAAGAGCUAAUGUCACUGGACAUGUCGCACAAUCGGAUCAUCGCGCUGGAUCCGAAGGUAUUUGAUAAGAGCAAGCGUUUGCAGACUGUCGAUCUGAGUCACAAUCACAUCCAUGCUAUUGGGGGCGUAUUUUCCAAUUUGCCGCAACUCCGAGAAGUCUUCCUCUCCGAGAACAAUAUCCUCGAACUACCUGCAGAUGCGUUCACCAAUUCGACCAAUGUAGAUGUGAUCUAUCUGGAGUCGAAUGCCAUAGCGCACAUUGAUCCGAAUGUGUUCAGCACGCUUCUCAAUCUGGAUCAUCUAUAUUUACGCUCGAACUUCAUACCGUUGGUUCCUGUCACGCUCUUCGACAAGUGCACAAAGCUCUCCUCCCUCUCCCUGGACAACAAUGAGAUACAGGAUCUGGAAAUCGGAAUGUUCCGCAAGUUGGACCAGUUGCGUGAGGUGCGUCUGCAUAACAAUCGAAUAAGGCGCGUGCGAAAAGGCGUCUUCGAGCCAUUGCCAGCACUCCAGGAGCUGCACAUCCAGAAGAAUAAUAUUGAGGAUAUUGAGCCAGGCGCCUUUCAGACGCUCGCCAACAUGCAGCACAUUAAUUUACAAGACAAUCAGCUUACCGUACUGGAGGACAUCUUCCCCAACGGCCAUCCGGACAACUCGUCGCUCCUAUCCAUACAAUUGGAAGCAAACUAUUUGCACAAAAUCCAUCAGCGCACGUUCCGGCAGCAGCAACGCAUUCAGAUCAUGUGGCUGCGCGACAACCAGUUGACGAAGAUCGACAAAUCGCUCUUCGUGGACACGGCACAACUUGGGCGCUUAUAUCUGAGCAAUAACCAUAUACGGGAGAUCGAGAAGGACACCUUCGCCAGCCUCAGUCUUCUGAAGUUCCUCGACUUGAGCAGCAAUAAAUUGCGGCAGCUGCGACGCGACUACUUCGCAGCCUUGCAGAGUCUGGAGGAGCUGAACCUGGCACAGAACUACAUCGAGGCAAUUGAGGGUUAUGCGUUCAACAAGCUGAAGCAGCUGAAGACUCUGGAUCUGUCCAAUAAUCCUCUCACCCAAAUCGCGCGUGACAUCUUCAUGGACGAGUUGCCGUUGACGGUCCUGAACCUGCGGAACACCUCGUUGCGUAAACUGGAAAUGCACACGUUCAAGUCUUUGCAGAACCUGAAUGAGCUGAACUUUGAAUACAACCAUCUGAAUCCGGCCGAUAUACAGAAGCUGGACGUGCCCAGUCUGCGUCGAUUGCAUCUAUCGCAUAAUAAUUUCAGCCAUGUGGGCAUGGGCUUGAGUUCCGGAUCGGGUGGCAUUAUGGCUGGCAUGUUCGACAAGUUGCGCUCGCUGCAACACUUGUCGAUGGCCAAUUGUAGCUUGAGCGUUAUACCCGAUCAGCUGUUUGUGAAGAACACGAAUCUGGUACGAAUCGAUCUAUGCGAUAACCUAAUCACCACAAUGAAUCGCAAUAUAUUCAGUGGCCUAAACGUAUUCAAGGAGUUGCGUUUGUGUCGCAACAGUCUCGUCGAGUUCCCACACAUUGCACUCUACAAUUUGAGCACGUUGGAAACCCUAGACCUGGCCCGCAAUCAGCUAACCUCCAUUGACUUUUUCAAGCUUAGCGGCACCCUGAAUUUGCGGCAACUGAUUUUAAAGGACAACAAAAUCACUUCGCUGAGUGGUUUCAAUGCCGUCAACUUAACCCAGCUGGACAAUGUGGAUCUAAGUGGCAAUUUGCUGCUCUCCUUGCCAGCCAACUUCUUGCGGCACUCUAUCAACUUGCAGAGAGUGGAUUUGUCCAGUAAUCGCUUCCUUCAAAUUCCCAGCUCGGCACUGUCGGAUGUAUCCAUACCUCGACUCUCCUGGCUCAAUUUAACCGGCAACCCCAUCAAUAAGAUCUACACAGUCAAGGAGGAGCGCUAUCCAUAUCUGAAGGAGCUGUACAUUUGCCAGACCAACCUAUCCAUAUUGACGUCAAAGGACUUUGAGGCAUUUCAGGCCCUGCAACAUCUGCACUUGGUCAACAAUCGUAUUACGCGCAUCUCGCCCGGUGCCUUCAAAUCACUUACAAAUCUGCUGACCCUCGACAUUAGCGUUAAUGAGCUGGAAAUGCUACCCAAGGAGCGCUUGCAGGGCCUAAAGCUGUUGCGUCUCUUGAAUAUUUCGCACAAUACGCUCAAGGAUCUGGAGGAGUUCAGCACCGAUUUGGCACAGUUGCAAACACUCGACUUGUCAUUCAAUCAAUUGGAUCGCAUCUCAAAGAAGACGUUUCGCAAUCUCCAUGGACUCGUCGAACUACUCCUCAUGGGCAAUCGUAUGACCGUGCUCUCCAACGAUGCGUUCCGCUAUUUGCGAAAACUGCAUGUCCUGGAUCUGCGCAAGAAUUACUUUGAACUGGUUCCGCUCGAGCCACUCCGACCGCUGGAGACAAACAUACGCACACUCAAGCUGGAAGAAAAUCCACUGCAUUGCAGCUGCGAUGCACAAAAGCUCUGGGAAUGGCUCCGGGAUCAUCGCAAAUGGUCACUCACGCCGUCGGGCGAUAACAUUAAUUAUCUGAGGUGCGAACACCCGACAGAGUUACGCGGCAAGGUGUUUGGACGCAUGGAGCCGCAGCAAUUUUGCGACGCGCCAUUAAUACCGAAAAUGGCCAUACAGGACAUCCAGCCCUACUCAGUUGUCGUUUCCUGGCAGAGCCGCGAGCACUUGGGCCUCAAUGGCUUCGAAAUUGUUUACCAUGCGACUGGCGACAAUUUAGUCGGCACCAGCACCAGCACCGGCACCGGUGGAGUCAGCGCCGAACGAGCCCCCAUCCUGGCCCCCACAGAUGAGAUACACGGCAAACGACUAAAUGGCACGGCCAACUCGACAAAGCUGACAAAACUCAGUCCGAACACGCGCUAUCACAUCUGUGUCAUCGGAACCGGUAAUUGGCUCUCGGAGCCCGUGGCGAAUGCUCUGCAGAAGCUCCAUCAGUUCAAUGAGACAUUUGUGCCGCUCCGCGACGACCUAGUCGCCAUGGCCGCCGAUUUGCCGGCGGCCGCUCUGCCGCCACUACUCCCGGAGCCCUACUCACCUUAUCAGCCCUACCAUCACCAGCAGCAACAGCAGCAACAGCAGCGACAGCGGCAACAGAAUCUAAGGGAGGAGGAACAGCAGCAACAGCAGGCGCUAAUCGAGAACACUAUCAUCACAGACAAUGUGCUGCAAGAGGUGCUGAAGAACUCGCACAUCUCGGCCUGCACUGAUGUCCAAACACUGGACUCCACGCCCAGCCUUAUCACCGAUGAGAACGGACUGUCGAGCAACGGCUUCAUCCACUCCAUACUCACGCGUCGACUGGGGCUCAUUGUCGGCUGCUGUCUGGGCAUUAUAGUCUUCAUCGUCAUGAUCUCAGUGCUCAGCUAUGUGAAGCUGAAGAAGCAGCGCAUCGAGAAUGCCAAACGACAGGCGGCCAUGCCACCCGAAUAUAUCUCCUAUCGUCACUUCUCCAUACCCAACGAGGAGUUGACCCGCACAGCGGCCAAUGCCAAUAGCGCAGCGGCAGCAGCUGCUGUGGCUGCCGCCGCCGCCAGUGGAUCGACUGGAGCCGGCAAUGCCACGCAUAUGUCGAGUGUGCCGAGCGGCAUUAGCGCGCACAUCAGCGGUACCAGCCUGAGCACCGGCACCACCACCACCACAGCCACCACACCCAUCGGUGGCGUACCCAAGCCGUCGGGAAGUCCUAUUGUUGGGAUUGUUGGCCUGGUCGUUGACAAUGGAAGUGCCACAUCGGGCGCGACCGCGGCCGCGGCCACUACAAUCGCAUUGUCUGGCGAUAUUGUUAGUGUUGCAACCGCAGGGGCGGGAACAACUGUCUCGAUUGCACCCGCCGCCAGCUCUCCGGCCAACAACGGCGGUCACACUCACAAUCACAAUCAUCACAGCCAUCAUCUUCACCAGCAACAGCAGCCACAACAUUGUCUGCUUCUGUUUGCCAAAGUGAAUGACGUUGAGGAUAACGAGACUGAGGAUGUCGAGGAUGACGAGGAUGACGCACCAGCAGUGCAGGAAGAUGCAGUCUACUGCAUUUUACUUGCAACAAUAAAUGUGCCACAGAAAUCGCUGCAUCCCCAAUUUAGCCAAAGAUGGUUUGGUCAGAUGUCACAGAAAUAUGAUCAAACAGAUAGCAGAGCCUCAAAGGCGGCCAAAGGAGGUUGGGGGUGUGGCAAGCGUCGCAAUAACAACAUGAGCAACGAACGUGAAAUACAAUCCACGGUCCACAGUCCACAGGCCACAGUCUCCGACUGGCAACUGGCAACUGGCAGUUGGCAACUGGCAGCAGGUACAACGAUGGAGCAGUCGUUGAAGCAACCGCAGCAAAUGGCAAUAGAUAAGCAGUGUGAUGGCGGCGAUGGCGGCGCCGAACGCAAAUAA